GUUUCUUCUCGGCUUCUGCUAAGAAAGAUCAGUUUAACCGCUGCCUCUGUCGAGAUUGGAUGUAGCGCUCGUAGUUCUCUGUCGUUCCUGUGUUGACUGGGCCUGAACUCUACUUAACGGUGCAGUCGAUUUUUUUUUGUUUACAGGAUCCACCACCGUCUGUUUACUAGGGAUUUUUUUUAAAUUCCAAAAGUGGCUUUUUUUUUACGGGAUGAGAUCGUGGUGCUAGCGAGUGGAAAUUAAAAACGAAAAACUUCGAAAUUUGGAUGAUUUUUCUGUCGCAAAAAAAAAAAAAAACUGGUGUUGUGUUGAACAGUUUGAAAUCGAUGUGGUGGGUGAACUAUCGAAUAUAAUCAGUUUCCGCACAAGAGGCAGCAGCAUUCUUUGAAAAAAAAACUAUAAAUAAAAAAAAACUUCAAAAACAAAACCAAACUCAAAAACGCAGACCGGAAAAAAAACUUAGACCCAAAUAUGUCCCUGUGAUCAAUUACUUUCAAAGUGAUUGUUCCCCAAACUGCUUAUCCUCGACAUGGCGCCUUUGAGUGCCACUCGAAGCUUGGCCUUGUAUUGCCUCUUUACGACCGCCCUCUCCCUCGGGAGCUCCUUCUCGAAGGUCGUCCUCAGGGACAAUGGAUACGAAGGCGUCGUGAUAGCCAUCGAAGACCGAAUCCCGAGCUCCAAGUGCCAAGAAAUAAUUCAGGGACUUGAGGACGUGGUGAGAGCAGCCUCCAGCACCAUCUUCGUAGCCACCAGAGGUCGGGCCAACUUCCGAAGUGUGAGGGUCCUGGUGCCCUCCAGCUGGAACGUGGCCUUAUGCCCCUCGCUGGGGGACCUGCAGUCGACGAGAGGAGAGACCUGGGACGGCGCUGACCUCAGGGUGACCCAGGGAAGGCACCCACGACACGGACCCAGGCCCUGGACUUUGCAUACCAAGGGAUGCGGGCAGACGGGAGAUUACAUCUCGCUGGGGCACGAUCUGCUUCUCUCUAAUGACACGAUUAUUAACGGUCGACUUCUGGCUCACGAGUGGCUCCAGUAUCGUUACGGUGUCUUCGAGGAGACCGGCUGGGUCGAGAACCCCGUGCAUCCGGCUCACUACCGGGCCUCCGACGGGCAGUGGCGUCCCAACGCAUGCUCCAACGUCGAACUAUCGCCGAAUCCUGCCUGCCACCCUCGCAACGGCUCCUGCCCCUUCAGGAUCGAGCAGAACGACUCUCCGCAGCUGACCAAGUCCUUCAUGGCCUUUCCUGAACUGCCAUCGGUGAAAGAGCUCUGUGACGAAGGCUCGCAUAACCGGGAAGCACCGACGCGCCACAACCUCCUCUGCGACGGAAAAUCUGCUUGGGAAGUCAUGAGGGCUUCUCCUGAUUUCCAGAAUAACAGGAAUGUUGAAGGGGGACUCAGAGAAAGCGAGGUCACAUUCCAGUACGUUCGCCCCCGUAACCCAAGAAUUGUCUUGCUCAUUGAUGACACCAACGUCAUGAACGUGCAGAAACGUUGGGACUUCAUGCGCAAGGCAGUCAGGAAGCUCGUUACGUACGACGUCCCCGAUGGCUACGGCAUCGGUCUAGUAGUAUUCAACUCCAUUCCCUCCACCAAGUAUCCAAUGACAAGCCUCACAGACGGCAUAACCAGAGAAAAAGUUGGCUCAUCCUUACCCAGGAACCCUUCGAGGGAAGACGAGCACAAACGUUGCAUAAUAUGUGGCGUGAGAGAAGCCCUUAAAUUGAUUCAGCAAGAUGGUAUUGGCGGACAUAUCGUGAUGGUGACGGCGGGAAGCGGCUUGGUUGAAGAGAGCGAAGCCGCCGAGACAGCGCAGCUACUCCUGGAAGCCCAUGUUGUCCUUCAUGCCAUCAUCUAUCCUCUGGCUGAAAAGUACCCGACGCCGAACGGCGGCCUAGAAACCCUAGCUGCUCGUUCGGGCGGCAAUACGUUUGUGGUACGGGAUGAGGGUAUCGGAGCGGAUUCAAAGCUUAGCAUGUACUACAAUCUUUUAGAUUCCUUCUACCACGCGUUACUCUCCGCAUCUGGGCAGUCUGCUCUACCUGUCAAGGUACAUUCGGCAGAGCAUCCAGGUGGAAGGGUGCCAAUAUCUGAGGGCAGCUUUAUGAUGGACCCAACCUUAGGCACUGAUACAGUCUUUGCCAUUUUCUACUACGAUGUGACGCACGUUGGGAACCAAGUUCAUCUCGUGAGUCCACACGGUCAGGUUAUUGACACAGCCAACAUGCAAAACGAAGAUGGCAACAUCAACAUGAUCACCGUUCGGUUGGUAGAAGCUCAAGUGACGCCCGGCCUUUGGCGCUACAAAGUUGAGAACCGCGCGGAUUCCCAUCAGGCCCUUUACGUCCAAGUUACUUCACGGCCACGCCUCCAGCCUAGAGUUCCAAGUGUGAAAGUUCGUACGUGGAUCAAUCCCAGCCUAGGCGUAGUCAAUGCUAGCGACAUAUCCAAACCACUUGCUCUGUAUGCUGAAGUCAGGGUUGGUCUGAUGGGCGUAGAAGGAGCUAAAGUCAUAGCAAUGCUUACCAGACUUGGCUACACCAACAAUGGAACUCAGUAUCCACCUCUGGAAGUCCAGCUGUUUGACAAUGGCCUUACAAGUCCCGACAUGAACAAAGGAGAUGGCGUAUACUCUCGUUUUGUGCCUGGACUCGUGUCUGGGAAGUACAGCAUCAUCGUGAACGUGGAAGGCAAAAUCGACGACAAUGAUUUCGCUCGUCGCUCCAGACUUGGAAUCGUUGAUGUCAUAGGAACCCUUCCAAAGAAAGAUGUCCUUCCCCCUGCCCGCGUUGUGGACCUCCGAGCAGCACUGCUACCAGACACAGUGAACCAAGUAGCUUUCACUUGGACGGCCCCUGGUGGAGAUAUAGAUUACGGAACUGCUGAUCGGUAUGUCGUCAUGGCCUCAAACAACCAGCUCGACUUGCUGGAAGGAGGAGGCACUCUGCUCGAGGACUGGCCAGCUCCUCUGGCAUCGCCUGCCAUACAGCAACACACGGUUCUCUGGAAAGAAUACGAAACUGUUAGCUACGUCUCUCUUUACGCUGUGGAUGAAGAGGGAAAUACUGGUGGCUUCAGCAAUAUCGUCAGUGUCUACGUUCCAGCUCCACCCACCACAACCGUCGCUCCUCCUUCGAAAGCUCCUCCAGUGUUGUCUGCCAACACGUCCGCCGUCAAAGAGGGAACCAGUGCCCCAGUGUUAGCUGCCCUCGAUACUCACCAACUUGCUGUCAUCUUCGGGUGCGUCGGUGGGUUUAUCGUCGUCGUUGCUGUUAUUGUGUGUUACUGCGCAGCUAGUCACCGCCACCAUCGCAAGGCUGCUGCCGCCAAGAAGGCGCACGAAGUCCAGGACGCAUAUAGCAUCAAUGUCACUGUUGCAUCGAAGGGCGUGGACUUCGCAGAGGGCAAGGAGAAAGACGGCAUCAAGAAGGAAUACAUCAGCCCCGUGGAAUCGUGGUCAGCAUCGCAGCUCUUGAGUAACCAUCAAGACGGCAAGCGCAGCAGUAUGUCCGGUCGUUCAGACAACAAUUCCGACCACAGUGCAUCCACCAAAAAGAGCUACGGAGGAUCCUCCGAGCCGAACGACUUCUACGGCGAGGCCAACCAGUACCACUACCAGCACCCCGGUUACCCAGAUCACUACCCUGCUCAGAGCGAUGGCUACCCAACACCUACUGAAGGAUUCCCCAACGACAACUACCCUCCUCCUUCCGAGGCCCGUUCCUACAUGAGCUCACAGCCUUCAGACUCCUUCCUCUCGGUAUCCUGUGACCUGCUUCCCUCGACUCACGGACCUCCUGCUUACGCUGCUUAUCCUUCCUACGACAGUUCCCUCAGGUCCGGAAAGGUCCCUCCUCCCAUUCCUCCCAAGCCGAAGGUUCUGUACACGCCAGAGCCUUACAUGUACGACACCCAGUCUCUGGACCCACAUUCAUCGACGCCCUCUGUGGCAUCUGAAAAGCGUGUGCGCAACGUCACAAUGGUGUAAGUGUGACAGCAGUGAUAUGUUCUGCUAAAUGCAGCUUAUCAAAAGUUAUUGGCAUUAUUAUAGGAUAAUUGUGAUAUGUAGUAAUGUAAGGGACCUCUCUCUUUUUUUUUUUUUUUUUUGUCUUUUUGUACAUACCAUUCAAGGAUUUAGUUCAUAGUACAAAUAUUAUAUGUGAGUGCUCAACUUACCGCAACGGAAAUCUUUGCAUGCGUGAUAUUUGGAGGCUUCGAGUGCACUGAAACUCCCAUGGACGCACCGUGCAGUUUCUGCGCAAUAAAAGAAAAGACUUGGAAUAUUACAGAAGCCUCGUGAUCUCAUUCAAACGCUGUAGACAGUGAAGGAACGAACUAUAUAUGGGCAUGUAUCCAUACAGCCUCUGUACUGGGGCUGCAGAAUUCCUGUGCAACUGGUUUACAGUAAAGCGUGAUUUGAGCAACUCUCCAUGUAAACACACCUGCAAUGAUGUGCCAUAUCUCUUACGAUAUACUUGGAGCUUGGACUUGUGUGAGUUCUGAGGGUGCUUACGUGAAUUAUUCUGGAAAUGAGAGGGAUGACAAUGCGACACUUCAUCGCACAGCAGGAGGAAAAAAAAAAAAAAAGACCAGCCAUCAUUGGACAGUCGAGAUGAAACGCGAAAAAAAUCAUCUGUUCUUGAAGUCAAAUCUCCCAAAACAGCAUCCGAAUCCUUUGGUUAAAUUUUGACGAUUUGUCCCAAAUUUGUCAGGAUCUCAGUGUGAAAAUUAACUUCCAGGACACAUUUUUAUUAUAAAUACGUUAAAUCAACCACUGGGCACCUCUCAUGGGGGCCUCAGUUCAAGGAUUUGUUGUGGCUUUUGGUUUCGUCUCAUCAUUUUCGUCUCCUUUUAUCCCUAGUCACCCCUGUUUGUCGUUGGAGGUCCUUAUUUUGACUUUUCUAGUCACCCUCUGAUGUAAAUGACGAGUACAGUAUUUUGCAUUUUUUUAUGAUUUUAUAGUAUCUAGAGAGUAAGUUGACUGUAAGAUAUUCGCGUGCAAUUAUGUACAGAUUAUACAAUAGAGAUAUUUGUUAACUGGUUUUGUAAAUAAAUUUGAAGACAACA
Molecule: messenger RNA, 5070 nt
Organism: Macrobrachium nipponense
Lineage: Eukaryota; Metazoa; Arthropoda; Malacostraca; Decapoda; Palaemonidae
Product: calcium-activated chloride channel regulator 1-like
Exons: 7
Coding region: 530-3991 (1153 amino acids)
Source: RefSeq, a predicted model, not a curated record